This is a messenger RNA of Xiphophorus hellerii (green swordtail), 1937 nucleotides long. It is a transcript of the gene phgdh, whose product is annotated as phosphoglycerate dehydrogenase. The transcript has 12 exons. Gene Ontology annotation, molecular function: phosphoglycerate dehydrogenase activity; NAD binding. Gene Ontology annotation, biological process: L-serine biosynthetic process. The record is from RefSeq and is a predicted model, not a curated record. Bases 141 to 1730 code for a protein of 529 amino acids. Lineage: Eukaryota; Metazoa; Chordata; Actinopteri; Cyprinodontiformes; Poeciliidae.
GGGUUCGUGGGAAAUCAGUGAGAGCCAUUCAGAACUAAAGUAAGAAGCAGGGAGAGGAACUCCCACAGUGCCCAUCAUUUCACUACCACAUCCACCGGUGGCCCCUCCGCGACCAGCAGGCAGAGAAACCCCCUCCAAAGAUGGCUCCCAUCUGCAUCAAAACUGUGCUGAUCAGUGAAAGCGUUGACCCUCGCUGCAGGGCGAUCUUGGAGGAAAACGGCAUCCGUGUCACUGAAAAGCAGAGUAUGAAAAAGGAGGAAUUAAUCGCAGAGAUCAAGGACUACGAUGGCCUUGUUGUUAGAUCUGCGACCAAGGUAACAGCGGACAUUAUAAAUGCUGCUGAUAAUCUCAAAAUUAUUGGGAGAGCUGGGACCGGUGUGGACAAUGUGGAUGUUGAUGCUGCCACCAACAAGGGCGUUAUUGUCAUGAACACACCAAGUGGCAACACCAUCAGUGCCGCCGAGCUGACCUGUGCCCUGCUGAUGAGCCUCUCAAGAAAUGUGCCUCAAGCUGUGAUGUCAAUGAAACAAGGCAACUGGGAUCGCAAAAAGUUCAUGGGAGCAGAGCUGUACGGCAAAGUGCUUGGGAUUGUCGGGCUGGGACGAAUAGGAAAGGAGGUUGCCACAAGAAUGCAAGCAUUUGGCAUGAGGACGAUCGGCUAUGAUCCGAUCACUCCGCCUGAGGUGUCGGCAAGUUGGGGGGUGGAGCAAAUGUCUCUGGAGCAGCUCUGGCCGCAGUGUGAUUACAUCACUGUCCACACUCCUCUGAUGCCCUCCACAGUUGGUCUGCUCAAUGAUGAAACAUUUGCAAAGUGCAAGAAAGGAGUGAAGGUCGUGAACUGUGCAAGAGGAGGCAUCAUCGAUGAAGAGGCUCUUCUCAGAGCUUUGGAGUCUGGACAGUGUGGAGGAGCUGGACUCGAUGUUUUUAUUGAGGAGCCGCCUAAGAAUCGUUCUCUGGUGAACCAUCCUAAUGUCAUCAGCUGUCCUCACCUUGGAGCCAGCACCACGGAGGCUCAGGCCCGCUGCGGCGAGGAUAUCGCCCUGCAGAUUGUGGACAUGGUGAACGGCAAGAACCUGGUCGGAGCAGUAAAUGCUCAGGUUUUAGCCGGCACGUUCUCCCAGGAGUCUCAGCAGCUGAUCAGACUCGGAGAAGCUAUCGGAGCGGUGCUUCACUCCUGCAGUGCCUCUAGGAAACCGUUCAGUCAUGCUCACAUCAUCACUCAAGGGUCAGGGGACUUCAUGAAAUCCUGUGGGGGUUAUUUGACCUCAGCUGUACUUGUGGGACUUUUGAAACAUGAAUCUGGAUGUAGUGCUAAUCUUAUCAACAUCCAGAGCCUCGCCAAGGAGAGUGGAAUAGCGGUGAAUCAGAGCCACUGUGCGUCUGAGGAAGCAGGAUUGUGUAAGGUGGAGGUUGUGGCAGACGGCCACAGCUGUAAAGCGAGCGGAUCGGUUCAAGGAGGCGUUCCUGUCCUGCUGGAGCUGAGCGGCAGUGUCUUCAGGCAGCCCGUCUCUCUGACUGGAAAUCUGCUGUUUCUCCAGGCUUCUGCCGACCCUCAGCUGCUGCCCUCUGUGGCUGGAGUGUUGGCUUCGGAGGGAGUGCAGAUUGAGUCUUUCAGCGCUCCUGCGGACCACACUGGGGAUGUGUGGUAUUGCGUCGGGGUGUCCUCCCUCCUGCAAGAUCUCAACGUCUUGAAACCUUUGGUUAAGAAUGUAGCACAGCUCAGUAUCUAAACAAAAACUGUCCCAGAAUAACAUUUAGUCUGUGAAGAACCCUAGUCUUCUCAAGAGGGCUGGAUAUAAAUAACCUUUCUUUGUUAGUGUUUACAGCUAACGGCUUGUUUAGUAGUUGCACACAUUUAAAAUUAUUUUUAGAGCAUUCCAGUGUUUGUGUUUAUUGAAUUUGUUGAAGUAAAACCUAAAUAAAAUGUUGGGCAUGAA